AUGGUUGACACCGCGCCGUCGGAGCAAGUACAAGCUCUUCUGCCGCGUACCUUGCUCGAAGAACUGAGCACUAUCUGGUUCCAGCACAUCGCAAAUGAGCAAGAUCUGGUGGUACCUUCUCAAGACACCAUGAUGCAAUGGUUCCGGAAAGAUGAAGCUUUCGAUCAGUUAUGCUCAGCCAAAUUCCGCCGGUCACUUGAGCAGAUCGAGUCUCUCAAGGUCACUGGAGAAGCCAUACUCCAUGCGGUACAGCCAAGCAGCCCGCUGGGGUGGAUCCAGCUUAUCAUCCUUCUUGACCAAAUGUCGCGAAACAUUUUCAGAGGAGACGAGUCCAAGAUUGUCUUCACCGUGUUCGACCCCGUCGCGCAACACAUCGCUCAAGCUGCCACUGCGGCUGGCGUGCACAGGCACCCGCUCGUGAGAUAUCGCAUCGGGCACAGACUGUGGUUUAACAUGCCUUUUAUGCACUCUGAAGACCGUGCGAUGCACCAGGAGGCGGUCGAGCUGAUCGAGAGCAUGGCGAACGACGCUAAGGAUGCUGACAUCCUCCAGAAAGACAUUGAAGAUGGUGCAGGCGAUCACUAUCAAGAGCUGGUGAAGUGCAAGGCCAUUAUGGCGUCGAACAGGGACGCUGCAGUCAAGCUAUGUGAGAGCCAGCUGCAAUUCGAGGUUAGGCACAAGAACAUCAUCGACAAAUUUGGGAGGUAUCCGCACCGCAACGGACCGCUUGGAAGGCAAAUGACGCCGGAUGAACAAGCAUUUCUGGACGGCGGAGGUGACACAUUUGGGGGAUGA
This is a messenger RNA of Diaporthe citri, 795 nucleotides long. RefSeq lists its product as uncharacterized. Lineage: Eukaryota; Fungi; Ascomycota; Sordariomycetes; Diaporthales; Diaporthaceae. The record is from RefSeq and is a predicted model, not a curated record. The transcript has 2 exons. Gene Ontology annotation, molecular function: protein binding. The coding region runs from base 1 to 795 and encodes 264 amino acids.